AUGGAUGGUGGCAAGCAGUUAAAGGUCAUCCUUGUUUUCAGCCUUCCUCUCAUUUUUCAGCUCUGCAUGGGGAGCAACGUCACCGAUGACUAUGACUCCAACGCUACCAUCGACUACACCCUGUUUGAGAUCCUGUGUGAGAAGGAGGAGGUCCGGAACUUCCGCGCCGCCUUCCUCCCAGCCAUGUACUCCCUCAUCUGCUUCACGGGGCUGCUGGGGAACGGGCUGGUGAUGCUCACCUACAUCUACUUCAAGAGGCUCAAGACCAUGACAGACAUCUAUUUGCUGAACCUGGCUCUGGCAGAUAUCCUCUUCCUGCUUACCCUCCCCUUUUGGGCCACAAGUGCCGCCACGCACUGGCUUUUUGGGGAGUUUGCCUGCAAAGCCGUCUACUGCAUCUGUAAAAUGAGCUUCUUCAGCGGGAUGCUGCUCCUCCUGUCCAUCAGCAUCGACAGGUACUUCGCCAUCGUUCAGGCUGCCUCAGCCCACCGCUUCCGGCCCCGGAUGAUAUUCAUUAGCAAGGUCACAUGUGUCUCCAUUUGGCUCGUGGCCUUCAUCCUCUCCAUCCCUGAGCUGGUUCACAGUGGUUUAAACAACUUGGACAGCCAUCCCCGUUGUUCCAUCAUCGCUAAUGACCUGCCAGCCUUCAAUACUGGCAUCAAAGUGUCCCAGAUGGUUUUUGGCUUUUUAUUUCCCCUGCUGGUCAUGUCUGUCUGCUACCUCAUCAUCAUCAAAACUUUACUCCAGGCUCGCAACUUCGAGAAGAAUAAAGCCAUCAAGGUCAUCAUAGCCGUCGUCAUUGUCUUCGUCGUCUUCCAGCUGCCCUACAACGGCGUCAUGCUGGCCAAGACCAUCUCAGCCUUCAACCACACCACCUCCUGUGAAGAGAGCAAGAAGCUUGACGUGGCAGAUGACGUGACCUACACUCUGGCUUGCUUCCGAUGCUGCCUCAAUCCUUUCCUCUACGCCUUCAUCGGCGUCAAGUUCCGCAACGACCUCUUCAAGCUCCUGAAGGAGCUGGGCUGCCUGAGCCAGGAGCGCCUCUGGCAGCUCUCCACCUGCCGCGAGAGCAAGAGGUUUUCCUUCGCCAUGGAGACAGAGACCACCACCACCUUCUCCCCGUGA
Molecule: messenger RNA, 1125 nt
Organism: Merops nubicus (carmine bee-eater)
Lineage: Eukaryota; Metazoa; Chordata; Aves; Coraciiformes; Meropidae
Gene: CCR7
Product: chemokine (C-C motif) receptor 7
Exons: 3
Coding region: 1-1125 (374 amino acids)
Biological process (GO): inflammatory response; chemotaxis; G protein-coupled receptor signaling pathway
Cellular component (GO): membrane
Molecular function (GO): chemokine (C-C motif) ligand 19 binding; C-C motif chemokine 19 receptor activity; chemokine (C-C motif) ligand 21 binding
Source: RefSeq, a predicted model, not a curated record